Struthio camelus australis is the source of this 957-nucleotide messenger RNA. RefSeq names its product olfactory receptor 52A1-like. Gene Ontology annotation, biological process: G protein-coupled receptor signaling pathway. The record is from RefSeq and is a predicted model, not a curated record. NCBI's taxonomy places the organism in Eukaryota, Metazoa, Chordata, Aves, Struthioniformes, Struthionidae. Gene Ontology annotation, molecular function: olfactory receptor activity; G protein-coupled receptor activity. Gene Ontology annotation, cellular component: plasma membrane.
AUGCCCGUUCCCAAUCUAACCACUGUGCAUUACAGCCCCUCCUUUCUCACGCUGACGGGGAUCCCCGGCCUCGAAGCUGUGCAGCACUGGAUCGGCAUCCCCUUCUUGCUCAUGUACACCGCCGCACUCCUGGGAAACAGCAUCCUCCUCGCAACCAUCUGGACCGAGCGCAGCCUCCACCAGCCCAUGUACAUCCUCCUGGCCAUGCUGGCGGCCACUGACCUGGGCCUCUGCACCACCACUAUGCCCAAAAUGCUGGGCGUCUUCUGGUUUGCCCUUCGAGACAUCCACUUCAACGCCUGCCUCACCCAGAUGUUCUUCGUCCACACCUUCCAAGCCACCGAGUCGGGCGUGCUUUUAGCAAUGGCCUUUGACCGCUUCGUGGCAAUCUGCAAGCCCCUCAGACACUCUGCCAUCCUCAGCAACCACGUGCUCUGCACAAUCGGGAUCCUCUUGAUCCUCAGGCCAACCGUCCUCAUUGUACCAUCUGCUUUUCUGAUUAAGCGGCUGCGGACGUACAAGAGCACAGUCAUUUCCCACUCCUACUGCGAGCACAUGGCCAUCGUGAAGCUGGCAGCCAGCGACGUCCGGGUCAACAAGGUUUACGGCCUCUUUGUGGCCUUCACAAUCCUGGGCCUCGACCUGGUGCUCAUUACCAUGUCCUACCUCCUCAUCUUCAGGGCCGUCUUCCAGCUGCCGCAGCGGGCGGCACGGCUGAAGGCGGUGCACACCUGCGCGGCCCACCUCUGCGUCUUCCUGGAGUUCUAUGUCCUGGGCUUCUUCUCCUUCCUCGCCCACCGCUUUGGGCACAGCGUGCCCCCCUACGUCCACAUCCUCCUCUCCAGCCUUUACCUCCUGGUGCCCCCUGCGCUCAACCCCAUCGUCUACGGCGUCAGCACCACAGCCAUCCGCCAACGGGUGCAGAAGAUGGUGGGUCUCAAUACAAAGUGUCCUUGA